GAAGCGCUACGUUUGGGUGCGGAACUCUUCGUCGUUUUCAGCGUCGGAGAAGUUGGGAGUGCUUGUUGAUCCCAGAGCUCCGGUUUGGGAUCUGGUCUUGUGUGUGCGAACAAGUGAGGACGUCUGCUGUCUGUCCGUCUAGAGAAUGCUGUGUUAAUGACAGUAAUGACACAACCACCGCCUCCGUCCUAAUAGCAACUGUUACCUAUGUGCCAGUCUCUGUUCUGAGAGCCCUUCGCGUACCCCGUGUGGAGGAACCUUUGUAGGAACCCUGCCAGGCAGGUGUUGUAGCCUGUGUUACUGUUGAGGAAACGGAGACGCAGCUAGCAAGGCAAUGAUCUAGUCAUGUCGGAUAAAAAUGAUAUUGAAACUCCAGUGGUAACUGAAGCAACCUCCAUCCUUGAAGAUGAGAAGUAUGAGCCAGCCAAGAGUUCUGAGUCUGCUGACCAAAGUGUCAAGCCAGAGGAUAAAUCGGAACCUGUAGUUUUCACUCGGAAAAGACCAGAAUCCAAACCUUCUAUCGAUCUUGAGACUCCAGAAGUUCUCCCUGUUGAGGCAUCACAGGCUGCAGGCAAAGAGACUGUUUCCAAAGAUGUACCUCAGACUGGAUGGGGAUAUUGGGGCAGCUGGGGCAAAUCCUUACUCUCUUCAGCCUCAGCUACAGUAGCUACAGUAGGCCAAGGUAUUUCAAAUGUCAUUGAGAAGGCAGAGACUUCUCUUGGAAUUCCUAGUCCCAGUGAAAUUUCAGCGGAAGUCCAGUGUGCAACAGGACAGACAAAUGCCAAAGAUAAUGCAAACUCCUCCCCAUUGACUGGGCCAUUUGGUGUAUUCUCAACCAUCUCUACUGCUGUUCAGACCACAGGAAAGAGCGUAAUCAGUGGGGGUUUGGAUGCCUUAGAAUUCAUUGGGAAAAAGACAAUGGAUGUAAUAGCAGAAGGGGAUCCUGGAUUUAAAAGAACGAAGGGUCUGAUGAACCGGAAUUCUACAUUGUCUCAGGUUUUACGAGAGGCAAAGGAGAAAGAAGAGCUAUGGACCUCCAAUGAGGUUGCCUUGGAAACAGACAAGAAAACUCAUUAUGGGCUACUCUUUGAUGAAUUUCAAGGCCUUUCGCAUCUGGAAGCUCUGGAGAUGCUUUCCCGAGAAAGUGAGAUGAAGGUGAAAUCUAUUCUUAAUUCUCUAAGUGGAGAAGAAUUAGAGACUCUAAAACAUGAGUUGGAGCAACUCAAGGAAGCAUUUUCCCUAGCAGAGUUCUGUGAGGAAGAGGAAGAAGAGAAAAAAGGGGAUGAAGACUUUACCAAAGAGAUAACAGAGCUAUUUUCCCAGCUUCAUGUCUCCUCCAAACCUGAGAAGCUUACCAGGGCAAGAAAUAAUGCCUAUGAAUGGAUGAGUGCAUCUCUGGCCAAGCCAUUAGAAGAGAAGGAAGAAGGAGAAAAACAGUUGGAAACAGAAAAAACUGAGCAAAUCAGUAAAAAUUCAAUAGAGGAUAUCCAUGCAUUUGCUAUCCGGAGCCUAGCAGAAUUGACUGCCUGCUCAAUUGAACUGUUUCACAAAACAGCGGCUCUGGUUCUGCAUGGCCAGAAGCAGGAAGUGACAGCCUUAGAAAGGAGCAGAGCCCUUUCCCAGAUGACAGUUGUACUGUGUAAGGAGUUGUCUUCUCUGUCUAAAGAGUUCACCACCUGCCUAACAACUGCCGGGGUCCAAGAAAAGGCAGACAUCCUUAAUCCCCUAAUCACUGCUGUAUUUCUAGAGGCAUCAAACAGUGCUUCCUAUAUUCAGGAUGCCUUUCAGCUGCUCUUACCUGUGCUGGAGAUCUCUCUCAUUGAGAACAAGACCGAAUUACCAGAGGCAUGAGCUGCAGGCUCAGGACCUUCGUCAGAACGUUGAAGAAUAGAGAAGACUCAACCCAAAACUUGUAAUGGCCAAGAAUGCCACUCUCUCUUGGGUACCCCUGAAAAAGCGAAGGAGAAAGGAUUAUUUUUAGUGUAUAGGAUUUAGGCAGGAAAGCAGGUAUUCAAAGGUUUGCUGCCUUCCCUGCUUGGCUGAAGUAUUCAGGUCUUCACACUGCUCUUCCGAGCUGUUACAAUUAUUAAAUUAUUUGAAAAGAAACUUUUAUAGAAAGUUCAAGAAUGAUAGCUCUAGAUAAAGGUUAAUGGAAUAUUCAGGCAAAAAUAUUGGUCUUUCUUGGACAUGAUGCGAAACACUAAUAGUUUUGUCAUGGUUAUAUAUGAUUUUGCAGCCCAUGGAUAUAAUUGGUUUGAAGCGAGAGAAAGAACAAUUUAGUAUUCUACAAUUCAUGUGCUCGAUCUAUUAAUGCCAUGUCCUUUCUCCUUUCUAUAAUAAAAUCUGUGGCUUUGAGAAAACGGUAUAUAGAAACUGUAAUGAUCACCUUUAAUUGCCUAAAUUCUUGGAAUUCGUUAGGAAGUUUCACGUGCUCUUAAAUUCUCAGUAGGUAUUUGGUACUGAGGAAAUGUACUUGAAGCCACAUGAAUUAACUACAGCAAAGUGCCCUUUGGCUUCAAAUUGUUCUCCUACCCUGAGGUGACAGGCUUCAGUUAUAAUUGAGCCCCACUCGCCUGGGUUCCAGACCAAUAAGUGCACCUUAGAGAAACAGUUUCGUGUUUGCAGGGAUCGGUAUUCCGAGUCCCUCCAGGAUGUUUCUCACGCACACGUUAUGUGCAGGAGAAAUUCUGUAAUGCCAGCUCCAAAGGAGUAUGGAAGUUCUUUCAGUAAUGGGGUUUUCAUUAUUUGAACAUUGCUGAAGGGGACUAUACAGUCCCAUAGAGAUGAUGUUCAUUUAUAACAGGAUUUAACCUGUAUGACACAAUUUGGUUUUCUUUAAUCUUUUUUGUUUUGUUUUAAUGUAUUCCUUAGCAUGUUUAUAAAUACAGCUUUUAUCCUUCAGAUCUUAAGCCUUCUUUUGCUCUCUUCAACAAUGUAAGAGGCUAAUACGGUGUUAUCUUCGUAAAAGUUAUUUGGUGUCCACUCUUUUUAAAAAAGAAGUCUCCAGCUUUGUGGUUGGAGGUAACUUUUCUGAGUGCUACUGCUCAUCUUCUAAAACCUUUAAAUAAAAUAAUUGUGUUGGUCAGUCA
Molecule: messenger RNA, 3089 nt
Organism: Neofelis nebulosa (Clouded leopard)
Lineage: Eukaryota; Metazoa; Chordata; Mammalia; Carnivora; Felidae
Gene: FAM114A2
Product: family with sequence similarity 114 member A2
Exons: 14
Coding region: 346-1851 (501 amino acids)
Source: RefSeq, a predicted model, not a curated record